AUGUCUGAUGAUGAAGAACUACCUCCAGAUCUCAUUCCUGCGGAUGUUGUGAAAGUUCCUAUCACAAUCAUAACAGGUUUUCUUGGAGCUGGAAAGACAACAUUAAUGAAUUAUAUAUUGGCUGAACAGCAUGGUAAACGGAUUGCUGUUAUUCUAAAUGAAUUUGGAGAAGGAAGUUCCAUUGAGAAGUCGAUGUCAAUUGGACAAGAGGGAGAAUUAUUUGAAGAGUGGUUGGAAUUACGAAAUGGAUGCCUUUGUUGUUCAGUCAAAGACAGUGGAGUGAAAGCCAUUGAAAACCUCAUGAUGAAGAAAGGCAAAUUUGAUUAUAUUUUACUAGAGACAACAGGCCUGGCUGAUCCAGGACCAAUAGCUUCCAUGUUCUGGCUUGAUGAAGAAUUAUGUAGUGAUAUUUAUUUAGAUGGCAUAAUAACUGUUGUUGAUGCUAAGUACUGUAUACAGCAUUUAGAUGAAGAAAAACCAGAUGGAUCUGUAAAUGAAGCACUCAGACAAAUCGCUCUUGCUGACCUUGUGAUUAUCAACAAGGUGGAUUUGGUUAAGGAUGAACUCUCUGUGCUAAGGGAAAGAAUCUUUCUGCUGAUCUCUCUCUCUCUGUCUGUUGAUAUCUCUCUCUCUCUGUCUGUCGAUAUCUUUCUCUCUCUGUCUAUUGAUAUCUCUCUAUCUCAUCUUUUGAUAUCUCUCUCUCAGUCUGCUGAUCUCUCUCUCUCUGUCUGUCGAUAUCUUUUCUCUCUGUCUGUCGAUAUCUCUCUGUCUAUUGAUAUCUCUCUAUCUCACCUAUUGAUAUCUCUCUCUCUCAGUCCGUUGAUAUCUCUCUCUCUCUCUCAGUCUGUUGAUAUCUCUCUCUCUCUCAGUCUGUUGAUAUAUCUCUCUCUCAGUCUGUUGAUAUCUCUCUCUCAGUCUGUUGAUAUCUCUCUCUCUCAGUCUGUUGAUAUCUCUCUCUCUCUCUCUCAGUCCGUUGAUAUCUCUCUCUCUCUCAGUCGGCUGAUAUCUCUCUGUCUGUUGAUAUCUUUCUCUCUCUGUCUGUCGAUAUCUUUCUCUCUCUGUCUGUCGAUAUCUUUCUCUAUCUCAUCUGCUGAUAUCUCCCUCUUUCCUAGUCUGUUGAUAUCUCUCUCUCAGUCUGUUGAUCUCUCUCUCUCUCUCUCAUCUGUUGAUAUCUUUCUCUCUCUCAGUCUGUUGAUCUCUCUCUCUCUCUCUCAGUCUGUUGAUAUCUUUCUCUCUCUCUCAAUCUUUCUCUCUCUCUCUCUGUCUUUUGAGAUCUCACUCUCUCUCUCUCUGUCUUUUGAGAUCUCUCUCUCUCUAUUUCUGUUGAUAUCUCUCUCUCUCUCUCUCUCGAUCUCUCUCUCUCUAUUGAUCUCUCUCUCUCUCUCUAUUGAUCUCUCUCUCUCUCUCUAUUGA
Messenger RNA from Acanthosepion pharaonis, 1413 nucleotides. The record is from the annotation of a GenBank genome assembly. NCBI's taxonomy places the organism in Eukaryota, Metazoa, Mollusca, Cephalopoda, Sepiida, Sepiidae.